Molecule: messenger RNA, 1109 nt
Organism: Ziziphus jujuba (common jujube)
Lineage: Eukaryota; Viridiplantae; Streptophyta; Magnoliopsida; Rosales; Rhamnaceae
Product: hydroxyacylglutathione hydrolase cytoplasmic
Exons: 7
Coding region: 113-889 (258 amino acids)
Molecular function (GO): hydroxyacylglutathione hydrolase activity
Source: RefSeq, a predicted model, not a curated record
UAUAAUUUGGGAAGCCCAUGUGGCACCUCCAUCGUUGUUAUUCUGGGUUUGCACCUCUUCAAGGACCGGCUGGGUUUGGAAACUGAAGCUGGAAGCUUUUGGCAAAGAGAAAAUGAAAAUCUAUGAGAUUCCUUGCUUGGAGGAUAACUACGCCUACCUGAUUAUCGAUGAGACAACCAAAGAAGCCGCAGUGGUUGACCCUGUAGAGCCCGAGAAGGUUGUUAAUGCCGCUAAACAACAUGAUGUACUUCUCAAGCUCGUCCUCACCACUCACCACCACUGGGAUCAUGCUGGUGGAAACGAGAAGAUAAAGCAGUUGGUACCUGGGAUUAAGGUAUAUGGUGGUUCGAUAGACAAUGUCAAGGGCUGCACUGAUAAAGUAGAAAAUGGUGAUAAGAUCUCACUUGGCGCUGAUGUUAAUAUAUUGUCUCUUCACACGCCUUGCCACACCAAAGGUCAUAUAAGCUAUUAUGUGACUAGCAAAGAGGGAGAGGACCCUGCUGUUUUUACUGGAGACACACUGUUCAUUGCUGGUUGUGGGAAAUUUUUUGAAGGCACAGCAGAACAGAUGCAUCAAUCAUUAUGUGUGACAUUAGGUUCAUUGCCAAAGCCAACUCGAGUUUAUUGUGGCCACGAGUACACAGUGAAGAACUUGCAGUUUGCUCUUACAGUUGAACCAGAUAAUGUCAAGAUACAGCAGAAGUUAUCGUGGGCAAAUCAGCGGAGGCAAGCUGGGCUCCCCACGAUUCCCUCCACAAUUGGGGAAGAGUUGGAGACAAAUCCCUUCAUAAGAGCCGAUCUACCAGAGCUUCAGGUGAAGGUGGGCCGUCACUCUGCCAUUGAAGCCCUCCGAGAAAUAAGACGGCUCAAGGACAACUGGAGGGGCUAACCGAUGACCUUUGAAAAUCCUGCUUCCACCUUGUUUCUGUUGUGCUUUUAAUGUAGGUAUAUAAAGUUUAUAAAAUAUGGUUGGAGAAAACGUUUGCCCCAAGAAAACUUUUUGCAAUCCAUUGGACCAAUGGUGGUUUUCAAGACUUUGAAAAAUGUUAUGUUUUGACAUUGUUUCUUGAUUGCCAAUCUUAUGCCGUGUGUUAGAAUUAUUAAUUUAA